GGAGGCCCCGCCCCGCCGCGCCCUCAGGCGGCCAUGGCGGCGGAGCCGCUGCCGGUGGCGGAGCCGCUGCCGGGGGACCCGGCCGAGCCCAACCCCUUCUCCUUCCGCGAGUUCGUCCGCUCCAAGUCCCGCGGCGGGGACACACAGGCGGCUUGGCCCGGGCCCGUCGUGCCCCCGCUGCCCGCAGUGCCCGCAGAGUCGGGGGACGAGCAGGACGAGGACGAAGAGGAGGAGGAGGAAUGGAGCGAGAGCUACCAGCCGCUGGCCGUGGAGCAGGCCCACCUGGGCAGCGCCGGCAGCAGCGCGGCCCCGCUCGGAGCCGCCCCGGGCCCGGCCCGGGCUCCCCCGCGGCAGCCGAGCUACGAGCAGCUAAAAGAAGAGAAUGCUAUUCUGAGAAGCAAGAUCAAUAAGCUUCAGAUUCUGUCUGAAACUCAAGCAGACAAGGUGAGGAAGCUUGAGAAGAAGCUUGAGGAAACCAAAAUCAAAGAAGAAAAGGAAGCACAGGAUUUGGAAGCAAUGGUGCAGCACGUGGAGCAGAAUCUGCAGCUGAUGACUAAACGGGCUGCCAAAGCUGAGAGCAGCGCUGCCAAACUGAGGCAGGAGAAUGCACAGCUCCAGGCGGAGCUGAGGAAUUGCCGGCUGGAGAAGGAGGCGCUGCGGGCGGGCCAGGCGGGACUGGCCGCGGCCAGGCAGAACGCGGAGGUGGCGCUGCAGCACCUGCUGCGGGUCACAACCAGCUCCCGAGCAUCCAUCAGGCAGCUGCUCUCUGGAGCAGAAUCCCUGCAGCUCGUGGCUGAUCUCCUGAAAUCCAUAGACAGAAUCUCUGAGGUGUCAGAGGAUGGACACUGAGGGGCUCACACAGCACGGAGGACUUUGUUUUCAUACGGAAACCAUUACUAAAAACUGAAUUUUUGAUA
Messenger RNA from Vidua chalybeata, 917 nucleotides. RefSeq names its product endosome associated trafficking regulator 1 (gene ENTR1). The record is from RefSeq and is a predicted model, not a curated record. Gene Ontology annotation, biological process: regulation of cytokinesis; positive regulation of cilium assembly; positive regulation of protein localization to cilium. Gene Ontology annotation, cellular component: early endosome; recycling endosome; midbody. The transcript is spliced from 7 exons. Lineage: Eukaryota; Metazoa; Chordata; Aves; Passeriformes; Viduidae. The coding region runs from base 34 to 849 and encodes 271 amino acids.